AUGUCAUCAGCACCAACUUCAAACCACCACCAGUCCUGGAUUUCUAAGAUAUGGAACAGACAAGCGUCUGUUUCAAAUUCGCCACAUUCGACGCCAAUGGCUGGCUCUUCCUCAGACGCCUCAAUGCAUUCACAGGCCAGUCCUGAGUACGUGCACUCACUCUUGCAUUCGCCUAAUGGAUCGUUUCAAGAAAGAAGAACUUCAGCACCCUCUGUGAUCAGCCACCAAAGAAGCCCGGCAUCUGUGGUGUUCGAUUCGUGUAAAUGUUGUGGCACAGUCAUAAAAUAUCCUGCCGAUGUUUCCAAAGUUCGCUGUUUGGUUUGCCACACCCACACAACCAUAAAUGAAGAUUCAAGCUCCCCACGCGCUAAGAGAGAGAACACAGAUGUGGUUCCGAAGCAAAAGACAGAAUCUGACACGGUGGAAAGCUCGUUGGAAAAGCCUGCAUCAUCAACUGUACGGCCGAAAGCCAAGCCAGAUAUCUUGUCGUAUCAACACCUCAAACAAGUCAUUUCUAAAUGUUCCGCUAAAAAGAGCCCCGAUAAGCAUGAAAACAACCCUCAUACUUUAUUCAAACCACUAGAAGACGUUCUUCUCGAUUCAUUCUCUUCUUACGAGUGCUUGAAUAGCUCUUUCAAACUUUCUUCCCAAGAACCUCCAAACCAUCGCUCCCCAAACCUUAACUUCAACGAGAUAAAGAAGUCAUAUGCAUUAUUACUACGCCUACCUACAAAACGCCCUUUCUUCAAGCUACUUUUGGGAGCCAUCCAACUACUAAGACACCCUCCAGUCAUGAAAGAUCCUUCAGAUAUCAAUUGGCUACUCAUUUUAUUAGAAAUUCCUAUUCUACAAGACUGUCUGAUUAGCGGAAUGGAUACAUGUACCGAUAUCUUGGCCCCAAACCUCAGAGCCUCGUGUUACGAGGUGUUGAAACGUGCUAUUGGAUUGCUCUCAUACGCAGACAGAAAGAUCACCAACAGACUCACCUACUGGUGGUCCAGACUUCCUCACGAAGAGUUUAUCAAGAAAAUCGAUUUCUUGAACCUGUACAUCACUUUCCAACUCACUAGAUGCAUCAAUUAUGAGCUUUACAACUCCAUCAUACAACCAGGUUCAUAUUUGAACACCUCCAUGAAUGACGACAUCAAUUACAAAGAAAAUUUAAAUGCCCAUUUCAUCAGACCAACUUCAAAAAGUUCUGACUUUGGUCUUUUCAUUGGUAUCCCUGUCUAUAUCUCCUCUGGACGUAGACGUCCAAACGACAUGUCUUCGAGUUCAACUUUUUGGGCAAAUAAGAAAGAUAACCAGGAGCACGAAGUGAAGAUCCGGCUGCAACAGUAUGGAGAUGACUGGCAUCUGCGUACUGCUGGACGUCUUGUUUCAUUCCUCUUCAUUGCUAAUAAGAAGAACAAGAAGGUGAGUGAUGCCGUUUUCUACAACAAUCUUGUUGAUUAUGUCAAUGUAAAGCAGGAUUUUGACGCAUGGCAGUUCAAUGCCUCCACCAAGAAGCAUCAGCAAGACACAGAAAAUAAGGAUUCUUUACAAUUGGUGGUGGAUUAUUUGCAAGCAGAAACCAAGGCCUCGUAUCUUGGUCUUUCAAAUACUAACGGCACAUUGAAGAAGUCAUCGUUCACGUUUUGCCAAUUUCCGUUCUUACUUUCGUUAGCUGCCAAGAUCUCAAUUCUAGAGCAUGAAGCUAAGCGAAUGAUGGAACGGAAAGCCGAGGAAGCGUUCAUUCAGUCUCUGAACAAGAAAAUGCCGUUUGAUGUUUAUUUCAAAAUCCGUGUCAGACGGAAUUACAUCACUACCGAUUCUCUAAGAAGCAUCAAGGCCCACCAAGCGGAUUUCAAGAAACUUCUGAGAGUUGAGUUUGUUGACGAGCCUGGAAUUGAUGCCGGUGGGCUGAAGAAAGAGUGGUUUCUUUUGUUGACAAAAGACCUUUUUAAUGCAGACAAAGGUCUUUUCUCGUACGACGAGACCUCUCAAUUUGGCUGGUUUGCUAUUUCUUCCAUCGACAAUGACGAGCUGUACUACUUGGUUGGAGUUGUUCUUGGGUUGGCAAUCUACAACUCGACGAUUCUUGAUCUGCGACUUCCAAAGGCUCUGUACAAGAAGCUGAUGGGACAGAAAGUCACCUUGAACGAUUACAUCCAGUUGAAUCCUGACGUGGGUCACAAUUUUAAGAGACUUAUGAAGUUGGAAAGCGUCGAUGAUCUUGAAUUAUAUUUUGAUGUGUCUUACGCAGAUAUAUUUGGUGAAAUGCACUUCGCCGAGCUUGUUGAGAAUGGGUCACAGAUCAAGGUGACCAACGAUAACAAGUACGAGUACGUGGAAAAGUACGUUUCGUUUUUCCUCAAUGAUUUGGUGAAGGCGCCAUUUGAAUCGUUCCGGAACGGGUUCCAGCACGUUAUUGGAGGAAAUGCUCUUUCGUUGUUCACUCCUGAGGAGAUCGAGCUGAUUCUCAUUGGAGAGGACUACAGAGACCAGAAGAUUGACUCAAAUAUCCUCAAGUCGGUGACCAAGUACAACGGGUUCAGCAACACGGACGACGUGGUGACGUGGUUCUGGGAGCAUUUCGAAGACCAAACGUCUGCAGACCAGCGCAAGAUACUUCUAUUUAUUACAGGGUCGGACCGGUUGCCGGCGACCGGAUUACCCUCGAUGACGUUCAAGAUCACGAAGCUUGUGGACAAGGAUCUGACUCGACUGCCGAUCGCUCACACGUGUUUCAACGAGCUGUGUCUCUACAACUAUCCUACCAGGGAGAUUUUUGCAAACAAGCUACACAUGGCUAUCUAUUACAGUGAAGGGUUUGGCUUGAGAUAG
Ogataea philodendri is the source of this 2826-nucleotide messenger RNA. RefSeq lists its product as uncharacterized. The coding region runs from base 1 to 2826 and encodes 941 amino acids. Gene Ontology annotation, molecular function: ubiquitin-protein transferase activity. Gene Ontology annotation, biological process: protein polyubiquitination; proteasome-mediated ubiquitin-dependent protein catabolic process; positive regulation of protein catabolic process. NCBI's taxonomy places the organism in Eukaryota, Fungi, Ascomycota, Pichiomycetes, Pichiales, Pichiaceae. The transcript has a single exon. The record is from RefSeq and is a predicted model, not a curated record.